Anoplopoma fimbria (sablefish) is the source of this 3081-nucleotide messenger RNA. It is a transcript of the gene epha7, whose product is annotated as eph receptor A7. Gene Ontology annotation, biological process: axon guidance; cell surface receptor protein tyrosine kinase signaling pathway; protein phosphorylation. NCBI's taxonomy places the organism in Eukaryota, Metazoa, Chordata, Actinopteri, Perciformes, Anoplopomatidae. Gene Ontology annotation, molecular function: protein binding; ATP binding; transmembrane-ephrin receptor activity. Gene Ontology annotation, cellular component: plasma membrane; neuron projection. The record is from RefSeq and is a predicted model, not a curated record. The transcript has 17 exons. The coding region runs from base 1 to 3081 and encodes 1026 amino acids.
AUGCUCUCCAGGUCUACCCAGUGUCUGUGGAUUACAUUUUGCCUUCAUGUAUGCUGUUAUGUAGACAGCGGAGACGCACAGAACGCGAAGGAAGUGAUUCUGCUGGACUCCAAGGCACAGCAGACAGAACUGGAGUGGAUCUCCUAUCCUCCCAAUGGGUGGGAAGAGAUCAGCGGCUUGGACGAGAACUACACGCCCAUCCGCACGUACCAGGUGUGCCAAGUCAUGGAGCCAAAUCAGAAUAACUGGCUUCGGACUAACUGGAUAGAGAAGGGCACUGCCCAGAGAAUUUUUGUGGAACUGAAGUUCACCUUGAGGGAUUGUAACAGCCUGCCCGGUGUGGUGGGCACUUGCAAGGAGACAUUCAACCUGUAUUAUCAGGAGACGGAUUCGGAGAUGGGCCGGAGCCUGCGGGAGAACCAGUACGUGAAGAUCGACACGAUCGCCGCGGACGAGAGCUUCACCCAGGGCGACCUGGGCGAGCGGAAGAUGAAGCUAAACACAGAGGUGCGCAUCAUCGGCCCCCUGUCCAGGCGGGGCUUCUACCUGGCCUUCCAGGACGUGGGGGCGUGCAUCGCCCUGGUCUCUGUCAAGGUCUACUACAAGAAGUGUUGGUCCAUCAUCGAGAACCUGGCCACGUUCCCGGACACCGUGACGGGGUCUGAGUUCUCCUCCCUGGUGGAGGUGGAGGGCGCGUGUGUGAGCGAUGCCGAGGAGGAAGCCGAAAACUCUCCCAAGAUGCACUGCAGCGCCGAAGGGGAGUGGCUCGUGCCCAUAGGGAAAUGUAUAUGCAGGGCUGGGUUUCACCAGAAAGGGGACGCUUGUGAACCAUGCGGACGUGGUUUCUACAAGUCCUCCUCCCAGGACCUUCAGUGCUCUCGCUGUCCAGCGCACAGCUUCAACGACCGCGAGGGCUCCUGGCGCUGCGACUGCGAGGACGGUUACUACCGAGCGCUCUCUGACCCUCCAUCUGUGGCCUGCACCAGACCUCCCUCCGCGCCACAGAACCUGGUCUACAACAUCAACCAGACCACCGUCAGCCUGGAGUGGAGCCUGCCGGCUGACACGGGCGGCCGCAACGACGUCACCUACAGGGUCAUAUGCCGACGCUGCAGCUGGGAACCCGAGGAGUGUGUCCCGUGUGGGCCGAAUGUGGGAUACUCUCCUGCGCAGUCGGGAUUAGUGGACACAUACGUGAGCAUCGUGGAUCUGCUCGCCCACGCCAACUACACUUUUGAGGUGGAGGCUGUCAACGGGGUGUCGGACCUGAGCCGCACGCAAAGGCUGUUUGCGGCUGUCAGCAUUGCUACCGGACAAGCAGCUCCGUCCCAGGUCAGCGAGGUCAUCAAGGAGAAAGUGCAGCAGCGCAGCAUCCAGCUGUCCUGGCAGGAGCCCCAGCAACCCAACGGCGUCAUCACGGAGUACGAAAUCAAAUACUACGAAAAGGAUCAGAAGGACCGGGUCUACUCAACGGUGAGGUCCAAGUCCACAUCAGCCACAGUGAACAACCUGAAGCCCAGCACAGCCUACGUGUUCCAGAUCAGGGCCUUCACAGAGGCCGGAUACGGAACCUACGGCCCCAGACUAGAGAUAACCACUAAGGAGGAGGCCACAGCGGCGAUCGUCUCCAGCGAGCAGAACCCCGUCAUCAUCAUAGCGGUGGUGGCCGUGGCGGGGACCAUCAUCCUGGUGUUCAUGGUGUUCGGCUUCAUCAUCGGGAGAAGGUACGCUCUCGCGGGCCCCAUUGACUCUCCGCUCCUGCACUGCGGGUACAGCAAAGCAGAUCAGGAGGGAGACGAGGAGCUCUACUUCCAGUUUAAAUUUCCAGGCACCAAGACCUACAUUGACCCUGAGACCUACGAGGACCCCAACAGGGCCGUCCAUCAGUUUGCCAAGGAGCUGGACGCCUCCUGCAUCAAAAUUGAACGGGUUAUCGGAGCAGGAGAAUUCGGGGAGGUGUGCAGCGGCCGGCUCAAGCUGCCCGGGAAGCGGGACGCGUCGGUCGCCAUCAAGACACUGAAAGUGGGCUACACGGAGAAGCAGAGGCGGGACUUCCUGUGCGAGGCGAGCAUCAUGGGCCAGUUCGACCAUCCCAACGUGGUGCAUCUGGAGGGAGUCGUGACGAGAGGGAAGCCCGUGAUGAUUGUCAUCGAGUACAUGGAGAACGGCUCAUUAGAUGGUUUCCUCAGGAAACACGAUGGCCAGUUCACAGUCAUCCAGUUGGUGGGGAUGCUGCGGGGCAUAGCGGCGGGAAUGAGAUACCUCUCCGACAUGGGAUACGUCCAUCGGGAUCUGGCUGCGCGAAACAUCCUUGUCAACAGCAAUCUCGUAUGUAAAGUGUCCGACUUCGGCCUGUCAAGGGUGAUCGACGACGAUCCCGAGGCUGUCUACACAACAACUGGGAAGAUGCAGGAUAUAAUGAAUUUGAUCUUUACUCCAACCACUGACCUGCGUUUUACUGAACAGGGCGGCAAAAUACCCGUCCGAUGGACCGCACCAGAAGCCAUACAGUAUCGCAAAUUCACCUCUGCAAGUGACGUGUGGAGUUAUGGCAUUGUCAUGUGGGAGGUCAUGUCCUAUGGGGAACGGCCCUACUGGGAUAUGUCCAAUCAAGAUGUCAUAAAGGCAAUAGAGGAAGGCUACCGUCUUCCAGCCCCAAUGGACUGUCCACCAGGCCUGCAUCAGCUAAUGCUGGACUGCUGGCAGAAAGACAGAGCCGAACGUCCCAAAUUCGAUCAGAUAGUUGGCAUCCUUGACAAGAUGAUCCGCAACCCUAACACAUUGAAAACCCCAGCGGGAACAUGUACAAGACCAAUUAGUCCACUGUUGGAUCAGAGCACACCAGACUUCACCGCUUUCCGCUCAGUGGGAGAGUGGCUGGAAGCCAUCAAGAUGGAGCGAUACAGAGACAACUUCACAGCGGCUGGCUACAGUUCCCUGGAAUCUGUGGCCAGGAUGUCAAUCGAGGACGUGAUGAGCUUGGGGAUCACGCUGGUGGGCCAUCAGAAAAAGAUCAUGAGCAGCAUACAGACUAUGAGAGCCCAGAUGCUGCACCUUCACGGCACGGGUGUCCAGGUGUGA